UUUGACCCUCCCGGCCGGCCGCUCCGUCCACACUUCGGCUUCUUCCUCCUCUUGCCAAACAAAGAGGUAGCCAAGUACGCCACGCUAGGCUCCACCAUAAGUAGCAGCCGGAGGCAGCAGCUCGGGGGACAGAGCAAGCUAAGACACCACCGUACCACUUGAGAGAGAAGCAAGUGAGCGAGCAACCUGCCUGUUACUACUAGCAUGGACGGGGCGGCGGCGGCGAUUAGGCACCGGACGGUGGAGGCGAACGGCAUCGCGAUGCACGUGGCGGAGUCCGGCGCCGAGGGGAGCCCGCGGGCGGCGGUGGUGUUCCUGCACGGCUUCCCGGAGCUCUGGUACUCGUGGCGCCACCAGAUGGGGCACCUGGCCGCGCGGGGCUACCGCUGCGUGGCGCCCGACCUCCGCGGCUACGGCGGCACUGACGCGCCGCCCGACGUCGCCUCCUACUCCGCCUUCCACGUCGUCGGCGACGUCGUCGCGCUCCUCGACGCGCUCGGCCUCGGCAAGGUGUUCGUUGUGGGUCACGACUGGGGCGCCAUCAUCGCGUGGUACCUGUGCCUGUUCCGGCCGGACCGCGUGACGGCGCUGGUCAACACCAGCGUGGCCUUCAUGCGCCACAUCUUCAUCCGCGCCGCCGCCGUCAAGCCCACCGACUUCUUCAACCGCGCCUACGGGCCCACCUACUACAUCUGCCGCUUCCAGGAGCCUGGGGUUGCAGAGGAGGAGUUCUCUCCGGCCAACGCCCGCUACAUCGUGAGGCAGAUCCUGUGCAACCGCUUCACCUCCGAGGCGGCCGGCGGCGCCAAGCCGGCGGCGGCCGACGAGGAGCCGCUGCCGCCGUGGCUGACGGAGGCGGACGUGGACCAGUUCGCGUCGGAGUUCGAGCGGACAGGGUUCACGGGCGGCAUCAACUACUACCGCAACAUGGACCGGAACUGGGAGCUGGCGGCGCCGUGGGCGGACGCCAAGGUGGCGGUGCCCACCAGGUUCGUCGUCGGCGACGGCGACCUCACGUACCACUACCCGGGCAUCCAGGACUACAUCCACAAGGGCGGCUUCAAGGCCGACGUGCCGCUGCUGGAGGACGUCGUCGUCAUCCCCGGCGCCGGCCACUUCAUCCAGCAGGAGAAGGCUGACGAGGUCACCGAGCACAUCUACGACUUCAUCUCAAAGUUCUGAUGGAUCAGCUAGCUCUCGGUUGCGCGCUGGAAUUAAUCAAUCCGUUGGUCGACGAUGCCUAGACAUCACACGUAUAUGUAAUUGGGUGUUGUGUUUCGAAUUAUGCAUGGCCUGGAUGCAUGUUUGUUUAUUUGCAUUGGUUGUUAACUUUAAUCAACGUGUUCAAGUCACGGGCGCCAGUGGCUUUUGCUCGGCAAAACACAUUCAAGUUUAUUUGAAGCUCACAUGCAACUUGAAUUAAAAACAUACUGAAA
Panicum hallii is the source of this 1436-nucleotide messenger RNA. Its product is annotated as epoxide hydrolase A-like. The transcript has 3 exons. The coding region runs from base 205 to 1182 and encodes 325 amino acids. The record is from RefSeq and is a predicted model, not a curated record. NCBI's taxonomy places the organism in Eukaryota, Viridiplantae, Streptophyta, Magnoliopsida, Poales, Poaceae. Gene Ontology annotation, molecular function: hydrolase activity.